GGGAAAAACACAGCAAUCGCUCAAGUCAGUGGAGUGCACGGGUUCGCAGUUACGCACAGAGCGCGCACGGAGCGGCGGUGUUUCUGCAAUAAUUGGGCUGAUUCUCUCCAACAUGUGACUGUAUUACUUGCUCACAUGGCCGCUUCGGUGCAUGAUCCUCUUUAGUUUUAAAGCCCCGGUGGUCAGACUCCCCUGGUCACAACACUGCAGCUGAGACGGACUCGGCCAGACGAGCCAUGGCGAGCCAAGGACAGAAAGUUGUGCUGAUCACCGGUUGCUCCUCCGGGAUUGGUUUACGGAUCGCUGUUAUGCUGGCCAAGGAUGAAAAGAAGCGAUAUUAUGUGGUCGCUACCAUGCGAGACCUGAAGAGGAAGGACAAGCUGCUGGAGGCCGCUGGCGACGCCUACGGGAAGACGCUGACGCUGCAGACGCUGGACGUGUGCAGCGACGAGUCCGUCAAACAGUGCGUCAACAGCGUGAAGGACCGCCGCGUGGACGUGCUCAUUAAUAAUGCAGGGAUAGGACUGCUGGGUCCGGUUGAGAGCAUCAACAUGGAGGACAUGAAGAAGGUGUUCGAGACAAACUUCUUCGGUGCAGUGCGCAUGAUCAAGGAAGUGAUGCCGGACAUGAAGAAGCGGCGGGCGGGGCACAUCGUCGUCAUGAGCAGCGUGAUGGGCCUGCAGGGUGUGGUGUUUAAUGAUGUCUACACUGCCUCUAAGUUUGCCAUGGAAGGUUUCUGUGAGAGUCUGGCAGUGCAGCUGCUCAAGUUCAAUGUUACUGUCUCUAUGAUCGAGCCUGGUCCUGUGCACACAGAGUUUGAGGUGAAGAUGAUGGAGGACAUUUCAAAGAUGGAGUAUCCAGGUGUGGACGCUGACACCGUGCGCUAUUUUAAAGAUGUCUACCUGCCGUCCUCCAUCGACAUCUUCGAGGCCAUGGGGCAGACCCCAGAGGACAUCGCUAGGUGCACUAAGAAGGUGAUCGAAUCGAGGCGACCGCGAUUCCGCAACCUGACCAACGCGCUGUACACGCCGAUAGUGGCACUGAAGUACGCGGACGAGACGGGCGGCCUGUCCGUCCACACCUUCUACAACCUGCUGUUCAACAUGGGCACCCUGAUGCACGUCACCAUGAGCAUCCUCAAGUGCCUGACCUGCCGGUGCUUCCGCAGACGCACCGUCUCCCCCAACUGACACGCCCCCCCUCCCCUCCCCCC
Molecule: messenger RNA, 1213 nt
Organism: Anguilla anguilla (European eel)
Lineage: Eukaryota; Metazoa; Chordata; Actinopteri; Anguilliformes; Anguillidae
Gene: rdh8a
Product: retinol dehydrogenase 8a
Exons: 6
Coding region: 237-1190 (317 amino acids)
Biological process (GO): estrogen biosynthetic process
Cellular component (GO): cytoplasm
Molecular function (GO): estradiol 17-beta-dehydrogenase [NAD(P)+] activity
Source: RefSeq, a predicted model, not a curated record